AUACCUCACAGGAAACCUGGAUUUUUGCCGACAGCAUUGCCCAUUGAAGAAGCGAGUAGUAUUACCGAUGUGCCUACGAAUGGUCAUGGUUAUAUACAAUUCCAAAUCGAUGAAGAAACGCCCAGAGAGCAUGUCCUCUUGCCUCAGGCAGAGGAAGCCAAUGCCAAGAAGAAUACAGUGAAUGAGGUGCUCUCUAGUCUCUUUCCCGAUGGUUUCUCGAACAUCUUUCGCUUCAGUGGCAGCGAGCCAAACAUAGAAACAUCCUCGGAAGCGCCCACAACCACACCAACCACACCAACCACACCAACCACAUCAACCACUACCAAUAAAGCUGUGGUGCGUGCCACAACCGUCGAGACACCGAGCACCACAACAAACUCCCCCAAAAAUGACACCUAUUACACCUACCAAACCACAGUCACCAAGGAGUAUCGCCGAGAGGUGCGACCAGGACAUACACAAAUUGUGGUUGAGCGGAUUAGCAGUGCGGAGAGGAAGCCGGUCAGGGAGGGCAGCAAUCACAUAUCCAGGGAUGAGCUGCUGCGCAUCAAUCGCGCCGCAGUGGCAUCACCAGUGCUGCCAAGUUUGCUGCUGCAACCAGAGAAUGAGGACAAUGAGACUCUCGUCGCUGCCGAGAGUGCACCCAUUGUCAUUCUGGGCGAGCAGGAAAUCGACCUGGACGAUGGACAAAGCAUUGAGGACAAUCAGAUAGCAGAGACACGUCAUAUGGAACAGCACCUGUACCAGCAACGAUUGCCAGCACCGAUGCCCGGGUCAGAGCCUUCCUCCCCACAAAUCGAGAGCUAUAGUCAGCAACACGGACCUGCCGAGAAUCAACACAUCAAUGUGCGUAUUGCCCAUAAUGAGUUACCGGAUAAAGCGGAGGAUAAGCAAGGGACACAGCCACAGCAGGCUUUUGAUCAAUAUCAAGAUCAGAACGAACGGCAAUUCCAGGAAAUUAGUAAUCAUCAAGGUCAGGAGGCACCUUCAAGACAGUUCCUGAAAACCUUUAAGCCCAUGGUGUCCGGUAGUGCCGAAGGACCCAUACCCAAGGGUGUCUUUCAUUACGAGUCCAACAGUCCACCGCAGCGACAAAACUGGAAGCCCCCAAAGGAAGCUGACUAUGCCAAUUCCUUUGAAAGACCUGCUGCCCAAUUGGCUUAUCAACGGGAGCUAAAGCAGAGUACAAGUUCCAAGUUAAAUACCCAGGCAAUUGCUUCUCCAUCUAAAGAUGACUCCAGCUAUGCUGGUCCCACACCCAACAGCCUGCUCUACGUUACAAUCAACUCACCCAACCCGCCGACAUCCUCUCCUGCCAGCCACGAGGCAGAGAAACCUCUGCUGCCCAGUCCUCAUGACUACGUCUCAGAGGCGGCUGCUGAGCCCUCCCAGCAUCAUGUACAGCACGUUCCCUCACCUAAAGAAAAUCUUGGCUCAUACUCUCAGCCCGAGACUCAACUCUUGGUUAAGCCCAAUGGCUAUACCUUUGUGGAGGUUCAGAAAUCGGUGAACAUUCACAAUAAACUCAUUACUGAAAAGGACGGCCGUUUGGUGGAAAUGCAUGAGACCAUUUACCAUCCGCCGCCCUAUCAACAGAAUCACUUUUCUCUGGGUUACAGUCCCAAGGAUUAUGUAGCUGCUGCAUCACCAGAAGUGGGACACGGAUCGACAUCGUCAUCAACAUCGUCUCACUCACCUUCUGAAAACUAUGUUUCCCUGGCCACAAAUCCCAUUCAUGUUGAGCAGGUUGAAUAUGAGAAUUCACACCAUGGAACAAUCAAUCAUGAUGCUGCUCCAGCUUCUACAGUUUCACAGCAUGCCGUUCCUCAUUCCCCGCCAGUUGCAGUUGGAGAACAGCAUUCACCUCAACCUUAUACUCUUAAUAUUGAGAAAAUCAUCGAUCGACCGGUUAAGGAAGUUGUGGAGAAGCACAUUCAUGUACCUUAUGCUGUUCCCCAACCGGUUGCUGUGCCAGUUCAUGUGGAGCACUACGUGGAUCGUCCCUAUCCCGUAGAAACCAUUGUCGAGCAGCCCGUUCCCUAUCCCGUCGAAACAAUUGUGGAGAAGAUUGUCGAGAAGCGAGUGCCUGUCGAAGUGGAACGCAUCGUGGAGAAGCCCGUGGAGGUUGAGAAGAUUGUGGAGAAGUAUGUGGAUCGUCCAAUGGCCAUACCGAUUCAUGUGCCCGUCGCUAUUCACAUGCCAAUGCCACCAAAUCAUUCCCCCGGCUUCAACUUUGCAUCCCAUCCCAAUGCCUUGAAUCCCUGGUCGCAUGCCUCCAUUGCCCACAUUCCGCCCAAGGUGCUGCAGAAUUAUUACACGCGCAUGUUGAAGAAGUUGUUGCCCCAAAUCAUGGCUCACAAAACACCAGCGAAGGCAACGCACCUGAAGCCCCCAACCAAACCUGUUCAUGGUGAGGCGCCCAAGGUGGCCACCUUUAGUCUGGCCGACAUGCGGUUCGAUCUGCGACCGCCGCCUCCACCUCAGGGCUCCGCUUGGCUGCAAGGUGCCCGCUACAUUUACAACACGCUGCCGGAGGACUUGUCCACAGCAGCUGCCUCGGCACCUGUGCACAUGGUCAAGUCCUACAUUGGCCCGGUGCCGACGACCAGCACGAGCAAUGAGAACAACGGCAACGACUUUGACGAGUUUCAACGCUGGCGCAGUGGUCACUCCCUGAAGCGUAGUCCCGACUUUGGCCGUAAUCUGCACAUGGAAUACGGAUUUAAGCCGCCUCUGGUGCCAUCGGUCGAGAUCGACGACAAGGGAAUGCCGCUAAAACAGCCGGAGACGGAAGUACAAUGAUGUUGCAAAGUGGAAAUGAAAAGCGUGCCAAAAUAUACAGUUAUAGUUUUUAUUAUUUAUGUAAAAUAUUACAAAGCACAUUUAAUAAAUUUAUAAAACAAUAUUGUAA
Molecule: messenger RNA, 2911 nt
Organism: Drosophila innubila
Lineage: Eukaryota; Metazoa; Arthropoda; Insecta; Diptera; Drosophilidae
Exons: 1
Source: RefSeq, a predicted model, not a curated record